AAAGUAUUUAAUAAAAAAGAAAAUGGGGUCAACUUGUCUUUAAAUCCCAAUAAAUGAAAAUAACUUAUUUGUAUUGGAACAAAUUACUGGGAGGUAAGUAGAAAAAUAUGCUUAAUUGAGAUUCUAAUAAAAAUAGAAUGAAUCAUCAUCAUAAUACCCUGAUGAAUAGAUUGAAAUGACUAAUAAUUCAAUCGAUGAAAAUAAUAAUAGUUUAGAGGAAAUAAGUUUUUUUUAGAAAAAUUAGAGCCCAGCUAAAACCUGCAAAGGCAUUUUAAAAAAUAAAAAUGAUUUAGAGUAUGUACGAUCAAAUGGUUAGAACAAAACAGUAUCAUUUAGUUUUAUACCUACAGAUUAAUUAAAGGAAAUGUUAACUUCAUAAGGAAGGUUAUCAGAGGAAUAAAGAAAGUUUCUAGCAUCCUUGCAUGAAUGA
Molecule: messenger RNA, 430 nt
Organism: Paramecium sonneborni
Lineage: Eukaryota; Ciliophora; Oligohymenophorea; Peniculida; Parameciidae
Source: the annotation of a GenBank genome assembly